Molecule: messenger RNA, 780 nt
Organism: Capronia epimyces CBS 606.96
Lineage: Eukaryota; Fungi; Ascomycota; Eurotiomycetes; Chaetothyriales; Herpotrichiellaceae
Product: ubiquinol-cytochrome c reductase iron-sulfur subunit
Exons: 3
Coding region: 1-780 (259 amino acids)
Biological process (GO): mitochondrial electron transport, ubiquinol to cytochrome c
Cellular component (GO): membrane
Molecular function (GO): 2 iron, 2 sulfur cluster binding; quinol-cytochrome-c reductase activity
Source: RefSeq, a predicted model, not a curated record
AUGCGUCCAGUUCCUGCAUCCGCGGGCUCUGCCGUGCGCAGCUGGACCCGACACACACUUCCUACCUCCGCAGCCCCGUCGUCCCGUCUGGCCGCGGCAGCUUCAGCUUCAGCUUCAACUCCAUCCACCCCAAGUUCGCAACAGCGGCGGCUACAGUCCGGCGAAGCUGCAAGCAGCGGCUCGAGCUUCCAAAGCCCCUUCACCACCACCAAGGCGAAGAAAUAUGACACCACCAAGAUCCCGAGCUUCAAGCACUACCAGGCCAGCACCCCGGCCAUCACGAACCGAGUCUUUCAAUACUUCAUGGUCGGCACUAUGGGCCUGCUGACCGCCGCUGGCGCAAAGGCUACUGUUCAGGACUUCCUUGUCAACAUGUCCGCGUCCGCCGACGUGCUGGCUCAAGCCAAGGUCGAAGUCGAUCUCGCUGCCAUCCCUGAAGGCAAGAACGUCCUCAUCAAAUGGCGAGGCAAGCCCGUCUUCAUCCGUCACCGGACAGAAGACGAAAUCAAGGAGGCCGAAUCUGUCGAUGUCUCAACUCUACGUGACCCGCAAUCGGACGCCGACCGCGUCAAGAAACCCGAAUGGCUAGUGAUGUUGGGCGUGUGCACGCACUUGGGAUGUGUCCCCAUCGGCGAAUCCGGUGACUAUGGUGGCUGGUUCUGCCCUUGCCACGGUUCUCACUACGACAUCUCCGGCCGUGUGCGGAGAGGUCCUGCUCCUUUGAACCUGGAGAUUCCUAAUUACGACUUCCCCGAAGACGACAAGUUGAUCAUUGGUUAA